This is a messenger RNA of Xyrauchen texanus (razorback sucker), 2401 nucleotides long. RefSeq names its product TAF5-like RNA polymerase II p300/CBP-associated factor-associated factor 65 kDa subunit 5L. Gene Ontology annotation, biological process: regulation of DNA-templated transcription. Bases 96 to 1907 code for a protein of 603 amino acids. The record is from RefSeq and is a predicted model, not a curated record. Gene Ontology annotation, cellular component: nuclear protein-containing complex; histone acetyltransferase complex. NCBI's taxonomy places the organism in Eukaryota, Metazoa, Chordata, Actinopteri, Cypriniformes, Catostomidae. Gene Ontology annotation, molecular function: transcription coactivator activity; protein binding. The transcript is spliced from 7 exons.
CGCAGAAGAAGAGCGGCAGUCCUCCUUUAAACACAUCUUUCAUGGCUUAAAAGAACGACUUUCUGUUGGAUUCUCACAAAGGGAUUUUUACAGAGAUGAAGCGAGUCAGGACAGAACAGAUCCAGCACGCAGUGAAUCAGUACCUGAAGAAGAGGCAGUACAUAGAUACAGAUGGGUCUCUGAAGGGCGCCAAACUAUCCCAGUCUGCGGAGGAGAUGGCUGCCAGUCUCACAGUACAGAAUGAGUCCAGCUGUGCAAAUGUGGUGUCAGCGGCCCCCUGCCAGUCAGACCCUCAGCAGUAUGAGACCCAGUUCUAUAGACUGCGCUCCUUCCUGCAGGAUGCAGAGGCGCCAUUGGUAAAGGAGGUAAGAGGCGUGUUGUUUCCACUCUUCCUCUACUUGCACUUGGACAUGGCGCGCUGUGGCCUGAAGGGGGCAGUAGACACAUUCUACAGUCGCUUCCACUCGCUCUUCCAGCAGGACCCUGAGCAGAAAGCCAUUGUGGAUCUGCUGCGAGGUGCCGUCACAUUGCAGGAUGUGACCUCGAACCCUAAACUCUGCUCCCUUCUGGAUCAUAAGUAUGUGGUUCACCUGACAGAUCAAGCGUACAGCUACCUGCUGCGUUACCUGCAGAGUGAUGACAACAGCGCUAUCUGUUGGGUGCUCAGCACACAUAUACAGGUGGAGGUGACCGCAGCACGUCAAACCGACUACCAGCUGUAUGGGGCGGGGCUUGGAACAGGAAAUGCAAACUCCACUUCCUCUUCCUCCACUACCUGGACUGCAGUUGAUGGGUCUGAUGGGGCGGAACCUGUUGAAGUCACGGCGGGGUUACCUCAGAACGAGGCUGCAUUGGAAACGUUGCAGGACUGCAUCAAGCGUGUUCGCGAGGGACCGCCAUCUCUCACCACCAUCUGCUUCUACGCGUUCCAGCACACGGAUCAGUUGCUGAACACCGCCGAGGUGUCGGCGGACAGCCGAUUGUUGGCAGCAGGCUUUGAUAACUCUGCCGUGAAGCUGUGGAGUUUACGGGCACGGAAGUUAAAGGCGGGGCCUCACAGGGUCGAUGUGUCGAAAAUAAGACUUGCCUGUGACGUCCUGGAGGAGGAAGCAGAUGAUGAGGAUGCCUCUGGCAAUGAGAUCAAGACCCUGCGCGCUCACAGUGGUCCUGUGUACCGCACAGCAUUCCUGGCGGAUGGCUCCGGUCUGCUGUCAUGUUCGGAGGACUCCACCGUCCGCUUCUGGGACCUGAACUGCUUCACCAACACCGUCCUGUACCGUGGUCACACCUACCCCGUCUGGGACGUGGACGUCAGUCCCUGCAGCCUGUACUUCUCGACGGCGUCUCACGACCGCACCGCCCGCCUCUGGAGCUUUGCCCGCACAUACCCGCUCCGUCUCUAUGCCGGCCACCUCUCCGACGUGGACUGCGUCAAAUUCCACCCCAACUCCAACUACAUAGCGACGGGCUCUACUGAUAAAACCGUGCGACUGUGGAGCACGCAGCAGGGGGCGUCUGUGAGGCUGUUUACUGGGCACCGUGGCCCCGUGCUCUCGCUCGCCUUCUCGCCCAACGGAAAGUACCUGGCAUCUGCCGGAGAGGACCAGAGACUGAAGCUGUGGGACCUGGCGUCUGGUGCUCUGUUUAAAGACCUCCGUGGUCACACCGACAGCAUCACCAGCCUCUCUUUCAGCCAGGACAGCAGUCUGGUGGCUUCUGCCUCCAUGGAUAACUCUGUGCGCGUGUGGGACAUACGAAACGCUCACGGCACCGCCCAGGCCGAUGGCUCCAGCAGCGAGCUGAUUGGACAGUACACGGGCAACACUAGUAAUAUACUAAACGUUCAGUUCAUGGGCUGCAACCUGCUGCUAGUGACGGGAACUGCGCUAGAAAAACAAGAACAGUGAGAGAGAAUGUGUGUGAGUGAAUUGCACAAUAACAUGUUCAGGUCAUAUUCCACCCCAUAUCAAAAGUACAAAAAAUUUAUUUUGCUUAAAUGAAGCCUAUUCUAUGGUGUCCAUCCUGAUAAUAGUCAACAAGGAUUGAAUUUAAGAGGUUUACAACUUUGUCUCAUCAAGUUUAACUGCUCUUAGUGUAGCUAAAUCAAACCGUUCUGUUGAAAAAUAAUGUUAUUUUCUGCCAUUUAAAAAGCCUGAUUUCCCCCCCCCCAUGCUCCACAGACAGAACUUUGAUUAAUCCUAAAUGAAGUGAUUCUAUCAGACGUCACAGUGACCUGUGGAAGAGAGUAAAACAUCACUGUUUGAUCAUGCACUUAUUUGUUUUUUGUAAAGCAGCUGUUUCUUAAUUGUUCGUUCUGUUGUCAAGUGUUGCCGUUUACUAUCCCUGAUGGCCAGCGUAGUCACGGGCUACUUUAUGUCUCUGUUAGCAAAAGUGUAAUAAA